ACACAAAUAUCAUAGUGGCUGCCGAAAGGAAAGACCCAAGCUUGGCUUUUCCUGGGCCAGUAUCACCAAACACGUCAACGCAGCAUUUACAAGUUCCACCAAUGCAUUUCAACCUCGGGCUGGUCCAUUACGACAUCAUCAAUCCCCCACUUUCUUGGAUUCACUGGGUUCUUUCCCCCAUAAAAGUCUGGAAGGUCUUGUUCAGAAAUGUGCUUCAACAGCUUCUUUCGGUCCUUCUUGUUGGUUUUGGGAUUAAUGAUAUCAAACUUGGACCUGACACGCAUGGGGAAGAUUGGACCAACGAUUUUCCAGAUGGCACCAACGAGAGUGGGUGCAUUGCAGACAAAGAUGGAAUCCAAGAGCUGGGGGUAGCAAUCUUCCAUUAGAGCCAUGGCUCGUCCAUCCCUGCGAGUGCAUUCCAUGUUGAAUCCACUCAAGGAAAGUCCUCUGCAGUCUGCAAAUCGGACCGAUUUGGUUAGCCUUCCUGUGGUCCUGGUCACAUAGUCAAGGCAUUGGAAAGAGUACUCAGCAGGGUACAAGUAUACUGCCAGCCAUUGCUCUUCUGCAAAGUUUUCUACCGCAGCAUUUGAAUCCAUACCACCAACAUCAAUGAAGUUCAUCACACCUCUUUUGGAAUCUGGAACGCAAAAUUGAACACCAUUUUUGUUCCAAACGUUCCAGUAGUUAAUCAACCUGCAAUCCUCAAGGUGUUGUGGGGGCUGGUCUCGAAUAUCCAAGUCGUCUAGGUUGUGCUUCUUUCGAAACUCCAGAGUGUACUUGGCUGCUUCAAUAGCAGACUUGCUCUUCUUGUGGGACAACCAAAAACGCAGGAUCCACAAGUCAUCAUGCUUGUUGGGUUCAUAGAGAGGAAAAUCUUCCAAUGCAGCCUUGAUUUUGGCAAUCUUCUCAGAGUGCUUGAGGAUCAGUUCCUUCACUGAUGGUCGAUCAUCUUCAGGGCAAACAGGAUUGAUGGGAUCAGCAAUAGCCUCCUCAACUCCGUGCAUCCAUGGCCAAGAACUCAUGUUUUCUUUCUGUUUGACUUUCGGUUGGUUUGAAGCUUCGAAGUUGUUUUGAAUUGUGUGCCCAAGAAGAGAUGGAUUGCAAUUUGGAGUUGGUAGUGCAAAAGAAGCAAGGAUCAUUCAGCCUUGAACGAGACUUGCUUGUAUCGCUCCUCGCUUAUGCGGGGCUGGAUAAUCGAUGCGCAUCCAUGUUUGUCCAGGCCCGGAGCAACCGAAAUAUGUUGAUCGUUGCUGGGGGCCAGUCGGAGGAGUGGCCAUGGAUGAGGGGUUUGACAAGCCACUGUUUUAGCGAUUGAAAGCAAAUUCGGCAGUUUGUGAGUAAGCUUUGUUUGAAUUUUGGUCCCUGAAGCAGCGCGGUUACCGUCUCCAUAUAUCUCAGCUGCUGGCUCCCACCGGCACCUCAAUAGGCGCAUCGUAGCUAACGACAUUCACCGUGUUAUCCGCGACGCAGUUGCUUUGUUUCCCGUGUCCUCGACCACUCCCACCCAAAAUCUGGUCUUCAGGGGCAGGAACGAUGCGUUUCGGCAAGCUCCGUUCCGGGCCCGGAUGAAAAUUUAUUCGAUUCGAUUCAUUCAAGUCAAAUCGGAAGGAUACAACUCUUCGAUGCAUAAUCGAACUGGGUCCGUAUCUUCGGACCUAAAUCUAAAGCCUUAACUUUAGAUAGAGCAACAGUGUUAGAGCUUUAGCCUCAUUUUUCUCAGAGGAUCACCUCCAACAGCGGAACCUUGCUUGAUGAAGAGGUUGUCUGGUUUAGUGGGGAAGCUGUUGGCUUGGUGUUCUUAUUAUUAUCCGUACCAGAAGCAUGGAUGCGAGCUUGCUAAAGCAAGAUAAGGGGGAGACUAGCUAGAGUAGACAUUCAUCAUGAGCAAUCCUAGAAAAGGCAACAAGACGAUCUAUGAUGGAGUAAUCUUUCGCAAACGCGAGGGUAGCAUCACCUUGUCGGGUGCUGGGUUGGCGUACCGAUCUACAGAUGAUGCCGAAUGCGAAGGCCAAGCACUCAAGUAUCGUGCUCGAUGGGGUGUGAUUGCCAAAUGGACUCUGAACAAACGAUCGUCUCCCAAAGCCUUGAUGAAAGUGAUUGUCUUGUUGGAGGGGAAUGAAUUGGAGCAUGUGACGUUUCGCCUGGCCAGUCGCGAGAUUUUGGAAGAAUUGAGAGACGACAUGGAUGCCCGAAAGCAACGGUUUGACGAAAAGCAAGCAGCCGCAGCAGAAGCAUCGAAUAAUAAUCAGGCUGGUGAUGAUCCGCCAGUCAGGGAGGAACCAUCCGAGUCGAUGGACGAUUCGGCCUUUCAUUCUUCUUCGGCACGUCGAUGGAGUGGUGUGCGGCAAUCCCAGGCACAAAAUUAUCAAGAUUCGAUGGUCUUUGAAGAAUCCAUUCGCUUGGAUGGCAGUGAUCGCUUGUACCAUGACGAUCCUCCUUCCGUAACUCCGGUGACAGCGCCUGCGCCUUUUGCCAUUCCGGACGACCCAUACUCCAAUUAUGGUACCAGCAGGGAAGAAGAGUAUGAGCUUGUGGCAGAACGCAAGGAAGAAGAGCAUGAACAUACUAUGGAAGAAGAAGAAGAAGUCAACCCAAAGCUUCCUCCAUCAUCAUCAAAGUCCAGUAGUAUGGAAGAAGACAUGACCGAUACCAACGAGCGUCAAGAUGAAUUGACAGAAUUGCCCUCAUCAUUACAUACUCAAGAUUUCAGCAAGAAUAUGAGAAAUUCCAGCCACCACCGCGAGCGAAAUUCUUUGGAAAAUUCUUGGAACGUUACCACGUCGGAUAUGAUGGAAUCCGACGAUGAAAUGAGUAUUCCCCACAGCAAAGCACAAGAAGACGAAGCGCCAGAUACUACUACUAAUCGAUACAAAACAGCAGCCGUCGUGGCAGGAGCAACCGGCGCCGCGGUGGGGAUUUCUGCCGCGUCCCAGCCACAGCACAACAGCAACAUGAUCGUACCCGUACCCGUCGAACAGGACAUUAUGCACGUAGAUUACGACCAAGAAACAGCCGAAGCACCCAGACGACAGCAACAAGCACUCAUCGUGGCACCCCCGACAACAACCAAUCAGCAGAUAGCCAUGAACAGUCAAACGGCAAAUCCCAUGACGGCAUCGCAAAUGUCUGGCCCCUUGAUCCCCGUGAUUGCCUCCCGCACCAAUCUCAAUGGGAGUGUCUAUGGCACCAGCAAGUACUUUACACCCACGCAAGGUGCCCGGUUGGUAGCCGAAGCAGAAUUUUACAACUUUGCGCCCUGUCACUGCGUCUGUUACGAAUUCUGCGUCAAUGAGAAAAUGCGCAAACGAACGUACGUGCGCAUUUACGAAAAUCGAACCGAAAGCAAUCUGCCCUGGGCACCCUUCUUUUGCUGCAGCGAUGAGCGGUGCAUGGAAGACAACGUGCAGGUCCUCUUUUUUGAUCGCAUGCCCCAUCGAUCUGGCAUGUGCUGCAAGUGCAUCCCCUGUGUCUGCUGUGGACCACCGGUGGUUUAUGCGUUGCGGCCCGCCUGCUGUUGCGGCCUGAUCAAAACUAGCUCCUGUUUUGGAGAGCAAAUCAUGUAUGCUGCCUACGAUUGUUUUGAUUUGAGGAUUUUUCUUUGCUGUGGGUCUCCCUGUUACACUUGCUGGAGUCUUCCAGUGUUCCCCGCUCUGGGUGUUUGUCAAGCCAUACCCAUGACCAACAGUAAUGAACUACUGUCCAAGUGGAAGGGAGCCUUGAUGCGGUAUCGUGCGAUCCGCAAGAUUGGGGACGGCCAAGGGGCCGUAUUCAAGGGAAUCAAUGACAACUUUUGUGAGUGUGACAGCGUCAAGGAGAUAUCUCCCGUACACAUGGAUCCCCGUGGCAGCAUACAAGGGAUGUACUUGGAUCCGUGGGAUGGCAUGCAGCUACCUCCGCAGGCGGCUCGCAUGGAGGAUCGUCCAUCCUCGGCCGUUGGGGGGAGCAGCAAGCAGUUGGCGCCGACUGCUCCCAUGGGCAGCUCUACCAUGGGGGAACCCCAGGCAGAGGAUAUGAUACGUGCAUAGUUUUGGGUUCCCCCCCUUGGGGGUAUUGAAGGAUUGUUUGACACCAUGCGGUGCUUGAGGUUAUCGGGGCGUCCAGCAGACUUCUCUACUGCCAGCCACUGGGACUGGCUACACAGAAUACAUAAAUAGAAACAAUCUGUAAGUCACAAACUUGAAGACUAAAAGGAUCCUUCAAGCUGGAAAAGAAUCUGAGCUAUGACUAUGCCAAGAGAACUCGGGAGCUUAUUUUGGUGGCUCUGUCAGCUUGACUAUCUAUCUAUCUCUUCGACGGAUGCCAGAUGCCAGGCUGAGAUGAUCUCACCCAGAGAGAGAACCGAUCUCUAUAACUCGACUCCAUGACCCAGCAAGCAUGUUGUCUUGGGGAGCCGCUUCGGGUUAGGUUAAUCCACGACUAUCUUUAGCUAGCCUUCCAGUUUGCUAACUUGCUUCUGUGUACUCGA
This is a messenger RNA of Seminavis robusta, 4465 nucleotides long. NCBI's taxonomy places the organism in Eukaryota, Bacillariophyta, Bacillariophyceae, Naviculales, Naviculaceae. The record is from the annotation of a GenBank genome assembly.